CGGAAAUAUUUAGAACAUACUACUUCUAGCAGGAAGUAAGGGGAAAGUGUCAACACAACACAACUGAACUGAACUGAACUGUGAAGAUAGAAAUCAUGAUUUCAUUUCAGAUAAUAUAUGUUGUCAAAAUGUAAGAUCAUCUGUAAAGAUGGAAACUCCUUUCAGAAUCCCCAAGCUAAAACAGCCGUCAGACAGUAGCAUUCAUUCGCAGUCACCCUUGAGGCAUCUCAACGAUGACAAGCCGUGCAAGUCACCCUGGACAUCCUCAGGACAUGCCAGUAAAUGGAACCAGGACUCACGAGCACUGAAUGAAAACACUCACAAGCCAAAGAGUCAAAUAAGUGGAGGAGCAGACAGGUGGCGCCCUAAGCGAGCGUCUGACUCUCUGUGCCAUGAUGAUCAUCGGCCGUUUGUAGGUGAUUCUCCUCAGCCACAAAAAUUCCAUGGCAAUGGACUAUUAGGGAAGAGGAAGUCUCUGGAUUUUGAGGAGGAGGAGGAGUUCUCAUGGACCAAAUCUCCAGUGACGCAGAAACAGAAAUCUCAGAACGGAGACAAGAUGCCGAGAGAAGACAGUCGGAGAGGCCUUAACGGAAGCCCAGCUACAGAGAAUGUCUCGUUGCACAAGAAGAACGGCGAGGUCCAAGGGAAGCCACCACCUAUCCCUAAACUGCCUGGAAACAGCGCCCCCUGCCACUCAAAGCAGGGUACUGAUGCCCAGGUGGUGCCAGAGACACCAGAGAAGACCCCCUCAGAACGAGCCCUGCCCAGCUCAGUGAUGGGAGCGAUUUCCACUUUAUAUAAAGGGGACCAGGCAAAAAAGAAGGACCCAAUAAAAUGUCUCAGUAGGUCUCCACUCCGAAGCCCUCCCCAGAAUCCACAUUCAGAAGAAAUGAAGAAGCUAUUUAGGCCCCGCUGUCUCCGAACUUACUCCAGGAAACCUAAACCGGGCCCCAUAGAACCUAUUGUUCUCUCCAGUGAUGAUGAAAAAGCUGAUGAAGACAGCAAUGGCACCAGCCUAAGACAAAGCUCUCAGAACCAGGCUGAACAGAGUGCAGGAGGGAGUGCCUCGUCAGGACCACAGGAGGUGCCCUCCAUCAUGGAGCUGCCCUUCGCUGAGCUGCACAUGGGCAGCCUGAGGGCUCAGAGCAAUGGAGCCAUCAUGAUCACAGAGGAAGGCCUCGGCAUUCCACUAAAAGGUGGGAGCGGCGAGAAUGAGGUCUCGGUGACCGUGGUGGCCUCGGAGCUGCGGCGCUACGGGGUCUGGGACGGAGGUCUGGCGCAGGACGGCUCGCUGUUCCCCCGUUCAGGCGAGGCGGCACCUUCGCUGCUCUUUCUAACCGUGUCAGACCCCCAGGCCUGGCUCAUACACACAGAACUGAUGGAGAUCCAGAGCAUCCACAGGCCAGGUCAGGCCAGUCCGUUUCUGCUGCUGGUCCUCAGCGAGCAUAUGGAGGAUCUGCAGGCUGCUCUGCUGGCCUCCAUCAUGGACCUGAUAGGCCUCAGGAGCGGCCAGUCAGGCCUGGCCACCCCCCUGGCGUGGGUGGAGGGCCUGGAGCUACUGCACUGCCGGGGCCAGGAGGACCACCUCCUCGCCCUGCUGGGCCAGCAGCCAGACAGCCCCCCGGACGCGGAGCACGCCGAAGCGCAGAGAGACUCUAAGAAUGGAGAGCAGAGCCCAUCUGGGAGGGGUGCCAGUCAGUCCUCUCAGCCUAUGGCCAAAGCCUCCAGCUCAGCAUCCAAGACCUGGAAGACUCGGACUCAGUGCAGGAACCAGGCCCUGCCUCGCAGGUUAAUUCAGUACCCCCCACCACCAUCCAAGGGUGGAAUCACUGUGACUACAGAAGAUCUAGAGUGCCUAAAAAGUGGAGAGUUCCUCAACGAUGUUAUCAUUGACUUCUACCUCAAGUACCUUCUCCAGGAGAGGGCCGACCAGGAGAUGAGGGAGCGCUCGCAUGUCUUCAGCAGUUUCUUCUACAAGCAGCUCACCCGCAAAGACACAGCUAGCGAGGAGGCAACGGAAGGCUCAGCGGAGUACAGGAGACAUCAGAGAGUCCGAACAUGGACGAGACAUGUGGACAUCUUCAACAAGGACUACAUCUUUGUGCCAGUGAAUCAGGAGGCUCACUGGUACCUGGUGGUCAUCUGUUUCCCGGGCCUGGAGAAUCCCCAGGUUGUAAAGUGGGGAGGCCCAAUCCAGGAGGGGAGUACUGGGUUGAAGAAGAAAUGCGAGCCCCAGGCUUCCAGCCAAGGGCCCAGCGGACGACCCACAUCCUACCAGAGAUCACAAGGUUUGCCGGACUGUACACAGCAGACUUGCACAAAAGAAACCAUCUGUAGGAGGCCGUGUAUCCUGAUCAUGGAUUCCCUUAAGCUCUCCUUCCAUGAGCGUAUCUACAAGCUCUUAAGAGACUACCUGCAGGUGGAAUGGGAGGUGCGCAGAGGCGUCCCUCGCCGCUUCACGCCAGACAACAUGAUGGGCUCGCACUGCAGAGUGCCCCUGCAGGACAAUAGUAGUGACUGCGGCCUCUACCUGCUCCAGUAUGUUGAGGCUUUCCUGCAGAACCCAGUGGUGCACUUCGAGCUCCCGCUGCGGCUCGAGCGCUGGUUUUCACUGCAGCAGGUGCGGCGUAAACGCGAGGACAUCCGUGAGCUGGUGCUCCAGCUCUACCGGCAGCAGGGAGCGGCGAGGUGAGGAGAGGAGAGGAAAGGAGAAGAGAAGAGAAGAGAAGAGAGGAGAGGAGAGAGGGUCCAGGCUCCGGUCAGAGAAGACACCCUGCAUGCAGACUUGUCCUCUUCCAGUGGCCUUGCUCAGUUUGUUUUGAAGGUUUUAUUAAAUAUAUUUCUAUGUUUUUGUUUGUUUAGUUUUUUUCUGAUUGAUUUUUAUUUAAGUAAUAACGUUGAUCCGUUUUAAAAUUUGUACAAUGCAAUGCUGUAUACAUUAUUUAUAAAACUGUGAAUGCACAUACUUAGAUAAACUACUUGAAUAAGAUGUUUUAUAGUUUUUACAAUUGCUAUUAUGCCAUUUAAUGUGGAGACCAAGGGAAUAUUAAAAUGUUAUUUUCUUA
Clupea harengus (Atlantic herring) is the source of this 3065-nucleotide messenger RNA. It is a transcript of the gene senp7b, whose product is annotated as SUMO specific peptidase 7b. Gene Ontology annotation, molecular function: SUMO-specific endopeptidase activity. Gene Ontology annotation, biological process: protein desumoylation; proteolysis. The record is from RefSeq and is a predicted model, not a curated record. Gene Ontology annotation, cellular component: nucleus; cytoplasm. NCBI's taxonomy places the organism in Eukaryota, Metazoa, Chordata, Actinopteri, Clupeiformes, Clupeidae.